AUGGAUCAUGCGCGGCGCGGUUUCUCCCAGCCCACCAGCGGCAGUGGCGAAAUGGAAGGCUGGGCCAUUCCCCUGGAUGUGGUCAAGGGAGGCGACAACAUUUUGGUACAGGCUUCGAUGCCUGGGGUCAAUCCCUCGGACCUUAGUGUGACUAUCGAGAAUGACGUGCUGACUAUCCGCGGCCAGACUUCCGUGGAUAGCGAACGACAGGAGGGCAGUUAUCUGAUGCGGGAACGGCACACUGGUUCCUUCCACCGUUCCCUGCGCCUUCCCGACACCUUGGACGUCGACAAGGCCGACACCCGGUAUGACCACGGUGUCCUGACCAUUUCCUUCCCGAAGCUGGAAGCCAAGCAGGCCCGCCAGUUGCACAUCACGGUUGGCGAAGGUAACCAGGUGGUUGAGGGCGAUAAGUCAUAA
Messenger RNA from Geodia barretti, 420 nucleotides. The record is from the annotation of a GenBank genome assembly. Lineage: Eukaryota; Metazoa; Porifera; Demospongiae; Tetractinellida; Geodiidae.